Messenger RNA from Anopheles nili, 732 nucleotides. RefSeq lists its product as uncharacterized. The transcript has 4 exons. Lineage: Eukaryota; Metazoa; Arthropoda; Insecta; Diptera; Culicidae. The record is from RefSeq and is a predicted model, not a curated record. Gene Ontology annotation, molecular function: odorant binding. The coding region runs from base 1 to 732 and encodes 243 amino acids.
AUGGAAAAGCAUGCCGGAGAAGUCAACGGAUGCUGCAGAAUGGAGCCGUUCUUCGACGAAGCCAUUGCCGAGAAAUGCUUCCACGAUGUCAGCGCUAAGUUUCCACCGGGUACGACAGAUUUCGUUGUGUGUUAUAUCGAUUGCGAGUACCGUGAGAUGGGCUUGGUGACGGCACACGAGGACGUCGAUGAGGCCAAGUACAACUCGUACCAUGCGUCGUUCGAUCCCGCCUACAGGGAAGCCGUGGCAAGGGCCGUUGCCUCGUGCGCCUCCAUUCAGGACGAUAUCAGACGGGACGUGCAAAGCAUCGGGUCCAGCUGCAGUGCGUUCUCGUUCAUGUACCACAUGUGCGUGACACGCCAGGUGAUGAUCGGGUACUGUCCGGCCGAUCGCUGGAAUCCGAGUGAAAUCUGCCAGAUGUGCCAGCACAACUGCAUGUACGAGACGCUGGGUGGCAUCAAUGGGUUCGAUAUCGAUUUGAGCAAGCUGCACCACCUGACGGAUGCAUUUCCACCCGACUUCCAGGACGUGGCACGUAUGGCCCUCGAGGAUUGCACCAUACGAUUGCGGCGCGUCAUGGAAGAGAUCAAACAGGUCAACAGUCCGUGCAGUCCCCUCGGGCGGAUGGUGCAGAUCUGCCUGGACACGACGAUCUUCGAGAAUUGUCCCGCGUCCCGCUGGACGGCAAGCAUCGCCUGCAACAAGCAUCGCAGCGGCAUUGCGUACUGUUAA